Messenger RNA from Psylliodes chrysocephalus, 1729 nucleotides. Lineage: Eukaryota; Metazoa; Arthropoda; Insecta; Coleoptera; Chrysomelidae. The record is from the annotation of a GenBank genome assembly.
AUCUCCAAGUAGAUAGACCCUAUUCGUUAUUUUGAAAAACUAGUUUAGCAAUAAAUCCAGAAAAAUGUCGAGUGCUUUAGAAGUGGACAAUCUGGAGGAAGCUAAGAAGUUGGUGCGAGAUUUGAGACAGAAAACAAGAGCCCAAGCUCAACAAAUCAUGGCAUGGCGGAAAGCGUAUAAAAUGCAAGAAAUAAUGAUUUCUCGUAUAGAAAGAGAAAAAAGCGAUCAACUCAAAGCACUCAGUUCAAAGCUCCUCCUGUUCGAAUCAAGACUGAUCCGAAAACAAAAAGACAUAUCAACGAUGCUUAAUAUCAGAGAAACAAUUAUUCAGCGCCAACAGAAAAUUAUUGAAACAUUGGCGAACCGGCUGGAAGACAAUGGCCUAGAGGUACCUGCACAAUCAGAAAUUACAGAAUUAGAGUUUGCAUUUCCAGAUUUCGAGUCAUUAAAUGAUUCCGAUAGUGCUGUGGUUAUGGAAGACUUGGACUGUGAAAAUACAUAUCAUGUUGCGAAAUUUAGAAAUUUGGAUGGAGUUACUGUUGUGAGAUCAAUAUCAGAUGCCAUCGAUCCAAAUUUAAAAUACUCUUCGGUAAGAAGAAAUAAUGGUUUUCUGAGACGUCCUGAGAUCCUGGAAACCGUGUACAGUGUUGAAGAAGAUGGUGACAAUGACCAAGAGAACAAAAUUGAUGCAAAUAAAAGAAGAGAAUCAUUUGCAAAUACAGGUGGCAAGUCAAAUUGCAAUAAUGAAAGUCAAGUUAUCAGAGACAAAUCACUAGAAGAGAAUAUCGUUAAUAAAAAUAGUUCAACAAAUGAAAACAUGGUGGUGGAGAAUUCUUGUUAUAAUUCGGAAAAACCAACUGAAGGUACAGAAGAAAAUUCCAAAAACCAGGUAAAAAAAUACAAUCGCGUAAUGUCGAAUCACCGGUCUGUCACAAAACCGAAGGAUGUCAAGUACAAAAGAAUAAACAAGGCGAAGUCAAAAAGUUUGGAAGAACUGCGAGGGAAACUCAAAAAUUGGGUUGAACAAGGAACAAAAAUCUCUAGUUUUUCCUUGGAACAUAGUCAGAGCUAUGCUUAACCAAUUUCAAAGUCUGCUGCUUAUUUUUAUUUUAUAAAGUUGUGUUUUACAAUUUUAUUUUUUUAGUACAGGAUGCGUCACUAUUUUAAACAAAAACGAACAGUCCGUCAGCAUGGCAGCCAUGGUGUUUUUCAUGCAUUACUUUGUAUAUAAAAAGGUUCUAUCAUGACAAUAUUAGUAGCUUUUCUAAUCAAAUAGGCGUUAUCUUAGAAACAAUCACUUCUUUUUUUGGGUAUGACAGCGAUUUUACUGUUGAAAACUGUUUCCUAAAGCAAUGAGUCAUUGAUAAAUUGCAAAUAAGCAGCUUUGGUAGAUUUUUCUUUUAAGCAAAUGGUGAUGGUAAAGCAUUCCGAAUCUCUAUGGCAGGCAUGGGUGUUUCAUUGACAACAUGGGUCAUUCACAUGAUUACAGUAAUCCGUAUCAGUAUUUAAGCAUUUACAAAAUAAAUUUAAAAGCAGCUUAGCUUUUUAGUCCGUCAUACAUACAUUUACUUGACAAUAACAUAUUUGAUGAUUUGUUUAAUAUUUAGGCUUAGCAUGUGCUUUCGAUUUUUUUCCUAGAAAAUCUCAAUCUUUCAGCAAUUCCGAAAUGUGUAUCAAUCUAUUGACAAUCAUUUAUGAAUAUUAGCAAUCUUGUGACGUACGCCAAACA